Thlaspi arvense is the source of this 1965-nucleotide messenger RNA. The record is from the annotation of a GenBank genome assembly. NCBI's taxonomy places the organism in Eukaryota, Viridiplantae, Streptophyta, Magnoliopsida, Brassicales, Brassicaceae.
CUAACAGUCGACAAAACAAAGACAAAAGACUUGUAAUCAUGAAUCAUCUAAGCUUCUAUUCUGUUCAAAAGCAACAAAAUCGUAGAACCAGAGAUAACCGAACGUGAUAGAGAAGAAAACCGGAGAUAACCGAAAGCAAGAGAAGGGAUAUCGAUCGAUUCAAUGGCGGACAUAGCAAUUUUGGUGGCGGAGGAGUAUGAGCGUAGGGUUAAACACACGGCGGAUUCGAAAUCGCCGUCGGUGGAAUUUGAUUGGUGGAAGAUUUUUCCUGCGAAGAUGACUAUAGGAGUCAACGAGCAGAAGAUUGAGAGUUUGAUGAAGAAGUUUGAGGCUAAAUCUCAGUUUGCUGUCGCUAUCUCCCAUGGCUUCUUCUCUGCUUGAUACCACUUUGUUCAUAUGUAAUUUCGUUUCUUACUCUCUGCUUUUUGUUUGUUCAUAUGCUUUGUUUUGGGAGUUUAUGUAAAAAUGUAAAUAUGAACCGAUAUCUGAAUUAGUAAAAUGUAUUUUUCUGUUUAUUUAAUCAAACUUCGGAUAUGAUUUUCUUUCUAUCUGCGACUUUGUCUUCUCCGGCGAAUCACUGAAAGUGAAAGAUAAAGCAAAAUCUCAGGGAAUUCUCGCUCCUACGUGGAGAAAACUCAAGCGGAUGAAUCCUAAAAUUCGAAAACUUCAUCAUCAUUUUGUCGUGUUGAGAAAAUCUGGCGUAAUUUUUGCAAUUGGACCCUUAAAAUUCCGUAUUUCUCUUGAAAGAAGUAUCAUAGUUUCUUUUGUACAGAAUAAAUUCUUAAAAACAAAAUUGUAAAUCCCAUAGUUGCUUGCUUUAUCCGAAACAUUUGAGAGCUAAGGAAUGGGAAGCAGCGACGAGAUGCCAGUGGUUCUCAUCACGGGAUGCUCUCAGGGAGGAAUCGGUCACGCGCUGGCGCGUGAGUUCUCUGCGAAUGGGUGUCGAGUGGUGGCGACGAGUCGAUCGCAGAGCACGAUGGCCGAUUUGGAGAAAGAUCCGAAGUUGUUAGUGGAGGAGCUCGAUGUUCAGUCGGAGCAGAGCGUGAGUAAAGUCGUGUCGAGAGUUAUCGACAAAUUUGGUCAGAUCGAUGUUCUAGUCAACAACGCCGGAGUUCAAUGUAUCGGACCUCUGGCGGAGAUUCCAAUUUCAGCCAUGGAAAACACCUUCAACACCAAUGUGUUCGGUUCCAUGAGGAUGACUCAAGCUGUUGUACCUCACAUGGCGUUUAAGAAGAAGGGAAAGAUUGUGAACAUAGGAAGUAUCAGCAUAAUGGCACCAGGACCAUGGGCUGGGGUUUACACUGCAUCGAAAGCUGCUCUUCAUGCUCUUACCGACACAUUAAGGUUGGAGCUUAGGCCAUUUGGGAUUGAUGUAAUCAACAUUGUCCCAGGAGGCAUUCAAUCGAACAUAGCCGAGUCGGGGAUUGCGAGCUUCAACAAGUUGCCUGAACUGAAACUAUACAAACCGUUCCAAGAAGCUAUCCGUGAGAGGGCGUUCUUGUCGCAAAAUAUAAAGCCGAUACCUGCAGAGACAUUUGCGAAACAGACUGUGUCGGUGGUGCUGAAGAAAAACCCACCGGCUUGGUUCUCUACGGGAAGGUUAUCCACGGUUAUGGCGAUCAUGCACCAUAUGCCCAUCUUCAUCAAAGAUUUUCUCCUGACUAAGAGCUUUAUGAAGAAAGGACCAAAAGUUGGGUAAUAGAAUGUGUUUGAAUGUAAUCCAACAAGUAAAAAUGUUGCAUAACCCACAUUUUAUGGAAACAAGCUGAAUACAAGCUACAUAAAUUUUAUGUGAUUUGUAAUGGACCCAUAAGCCCAACACAGCCUAUAUUGAGACUUCAUUAUGGAUCUUAUCUUAAGCUAGCUAACCCAGGUAAUAAAUCUAUCUAAAGCUUCAUAAAGCUAAGAAUGAGGUGGAGGUCCAUAUUUUCCAUAAUGGUUGUGUUGUGUUGUGAAACAAUUUAC